UCCGCCGGAGUGCAGCUCUCUCUCUCUCUCUCUCUACCAGGGCGGGGGAGCGAGAGGAUAAGAGCGCGGGCGCAGCGAAAAGAAACUUCCCAGCGCCGCGGAAAGUUCGCCGAAAGAGUUCAAUACCCGGAGUGCGGACGGAGAUUCUUCGCUUUCGCCAGCUCCCUUUCCCUUUGCAGCGUAGGCCGCCGGGGCCGAAUCCGAGACAACUUUUCGCGGACUUCCCCCCCUUUCCCUGCUCCGCUCUACCCUCACCUAAUAACAAAGGGGGCCGGGACGAGCCGAGGGACCGCCCCGUUCGCCACCGCCCCCUUCCUCUAAAGUUCAGCUUGUCCGGCUGGUGAGAGAGAGAGAGAGAGAGAGCGAGAGCGAGAGAGGCGCUUCCCUCCCUCCUUCUCUCCUUCCUUAGGGCGAAGCGGCCGGUGGAAGCGGAGGAGAGAGGCGACCAAGGGGUUCGCGGGGCUGCAACCGAAGUCCAGCCGAGCGCGUCGGGCGAAAGUUGCCUUGUUUAAUAAGCUGCGGCGGGGGGCAGUUUGCCUUUGGCGUUUGCUUCUCCGGGGGCGCUUUGGGUUUCUUUUGGGGAAUUCGGGGUGGGGUGGGGGGAAGUCUUUAGAAAAAGAGCGAAGCCGCAGCCAAACCGCCACGGAGCGGACCUGAGGAUCGACCGUCACACCAAAGUCUCUGCCUCCUCCUCCUUCUCCCCCCCCACCCUCCGGCAGAUAUUAAUUUCCUAACAGCCAAGAGUGUGAGUUCAGCAUGCAGAGAUUUUAAAUAAUUCUAUAUCGUCAUUUUGAACUGGGAGAAAAAAAGAUGGCCCAAGUUUUGGAUAUUGAUAAAGGAUCUGAGGGAGGUAACAAUGAAUUUAGCAACAUCAUUAAAUCCAGAUCUGAUGAGCACAAAGAUGUACAAAAGAAAACCUUUACCAAGUGGAUAAACACUCGCUUUUCGAAGUUUGGAAAACAGCCAAUAAAGGACAUAUUCACAGAUCUUCGAGAUGGGAGGAAACUCUUAGAUCUUUUAGAAGGACUAACAGGGAAUCCACUGCUAAAAGAAUGUGGAACGACUAGAGUCCAUGCUUUGAAUAAUGUCAACAAAGUACUUCAGGUUUUACAUCAGAACAAUGUGGAUCUGGUGAACAUAGGAGGGACAGACAUUGUUGAUGGAAAUCACAAAUUGACACUUGGAUUGUUAUGGAGCGUAAUUUUGCACUGGCAGGUUAAAGAUGUGAUGAAAGAUAUAAUGUCAGAAUUACAGCAAACCAAUAGUGAAAAGAUCUUGUUGAGCUGGGUGCGGCAGUCCACAAAGUCAUAUAAUGAAGUUAACGUUUUGAAUUUCACCACCAGCUGGACAAAUGGGCUUGCUUUCAAUGCAUUGAUCCACAGGCAUAGACCUGAACUCUUCAGCUGGGAUAAAGUCACCAAAAUGGCUCAACAUGAAAGAUUAGAACAUGCCUUCAACGUAGCUAAAAAUAACUUGGGAAUAGAAAAAUUGCUAGACCCUGAAGAUGUUGCUGUACAGCUUCCUGAUAAGAAAUCUAUUAUUAUGUAUUUGACAUCUUUAUUUGAGGUCCUUCCUCAGCAAGUUACUUUGGAAGAUAUUCGAGAAGUAGAGACUCUUCCAAGGAAAUAUAAAAAGGAAUGUGAAGAAGAAGAUAUACAGUGUGCAACAUCUGAGGUUGAUCAUGCAGUUCUAAAAUUGGAAGCAUCCAGCACCUUGAAUGAAGUAGAUAUGGACUUGGACAGCUACCAGAUAGCUCUGGAGGAAGUUCUCGCUUGGCUGCUCUCUUCAGAAGAUGACUUCCUAGAGCAGGAAGUCAUAUCUGAUGAUGUUGAGGAAGUCAAGGAACAAUUUACUACACAUGAAGCAUUUAUGAUGGAGCUGACAGCACAUCAGAGCAGUGUGGGUAGUGUGCUUCAGGCUGGUACUCAACUGAUUGCCCAGGGCAAUAUUUCAGAAGAGGAAGAAAAUGAAAUCCAGGAACAAAUGAAGUUGCUAAAUUCUAGAUGGGAGAGUCUCAGAGUGAGCAGUAUGGAUCGCCAAGCCUACCUCCAUGAUGCACUGAUGGAGCUACAGAAGAAUCAAUUGCAGCAGCUGUCGAACUGGUUGACUUUUACAGAAGAACGCAUUCGAAAGAUGGAAUCUCAGCAUUUAGUUGAAGAUUUGGAAACAUUUCAACAACAGAUGGACGAACAUAAAGUAUUUUCAAAAGAUAUUGAAGCAGAGCAGGUUAAAGUCAAUUCGUUGACUCACAUGGUAGUCAUUGUUGAUGAAAAUAGUGGGGAAAGUGCUACGAUUCUGGAGGAUCAAUUGCAAAGACUUGGUGAACGCUGGACUGCGGUUUGCCGUUGGACUGAGGAACAAUGGCUCAAAUUGCAAGAGAUUAAUACCUCCUGGCAAGAAUUGUUGGAAGAACAGUGUAUGUUGAAAGCCUGGUUGGUUGAAAAAGGAGCUUUAAGCAGAAUACAGACAUGCAACUUCAAAGAUCAAACAGAGCUGAGUGCAAAUGUUCGAAAGCUGGCAAGUCUGAAAGAAGACAUGGGAAAGAAGCGCCAGAUGUUGGAACAGCUGAAUGAGGUGACCCAGGAUUUGGCACAACUCCUGAACAACAAGAAGGCAUUAAAAAAAAUUGACAGUAAUCUUGAAGAACUCACACAGAGAUGGGACAACUUAGUUCAGAAACUUGAGGAUUACUCUAAUCAGGUUUCUGAGGCAAUUGUAAAAGUUGGAAUGCCCCAGAUUUCUCAGAAUGUUCUCACUGAAACAAUCCUGGUCAAGGAACAAAAAACAGUCCAGGAUAUUCAAAUGGAACAAUCUCCACCACCUCUACCAAAGAGGCGGCAAACUGGCCUGGAUACUGAAAUGAGAAAAAGUAGGCUCGAUGUUGAAAUUGCGGAGUUGUUGGAUGGGAUUUUAAAAUCAAAAGCAGCCAUUCAGGCCAUAGAGAUCAAAGAGUACAAGAAGAUGAGAGAGACUUCAGGCAUGAAAGAAAAACUGAAGGCAAUAAAAGAAGAAAGAGUAGAAGAAGAUAAAAUGUUGAAUGAAUUGAAACAGACUGGAGAAAAUCUGUUAGACCAAAUGGGAAAAGAAGGGCUUCCUACUGAAGAAACAGGAAACACCCUUAAGAGGCUCUUGGCAGAAUGGAAAGGGGCUGCUUGCUACUUAGAAGAAGUGGCUAGAAAAAUGCAAUAUCAGGAUGAAAUCAAUAUUUACUUUAGUGAAUUGUGUGAACUCGAUAAGUCUGUGAGCGAAAAAGAAACAUGGCUGCAAGACAAUUCUGCCGUAGUUGAGCAUCAACCAUUAGCAGUGCUGCAGGAAUUGUGCCAGAGGGAACUCACAAACCUCUUAAGUCUGACUCCUCAAAUGGAACAUCUGAAGAUCAAAUGCAGGGAGCUGACAUCUCAUCCUGCUUCUCCAGACUUCAUUGAAGAUAGCUUUUGCUCUUUGAACAGCCGCUUCAGUUCUGCCCAGCAGGAACUAGAACUUAUUCUGCAGAAGCUGAAGAGAGAACUUGAAAGUCAUCCCCCCAAGACUUAUUUGGAUUCUUUGAAAAAAAUUAAGGAUGAGUUGAAUGAAUUAGAAAGCAAAGUGCACUCCAUCAUGAAUUCAGUAAACGACUUGGCUCAGGUUGAAAAAGCCUUGCAGCAGACUAAGAUGGUUUGUGAAACACUAGAAAAUCAAAAAAGCAUGGUCGAUAAACUUGUUGCAGACACACUAUUGGAGAGAAGCAUAUUUCUGCUGAAAAAUCAAACCUAUACAAGCAAGAAUUGAAAUGUUUACAAGGAUACAGGGAUAAAUUAAAACUAAAGAUUUCUAAACAUGUUCACUUAUUGGAAGAAACUGUUUCCAAAUUGA
Molecule: messenger RNA, 3852 nt
Organism: Thamnophis elegans (Western terrestrial garter snake)
Lineage: Eukaryota; Metazoa; Chordata; Lepidosauria; Squamata; Natricidae
Product: utrophin-like
Biological process (GO): synaptic signaling
Cellular component (GO): plasma membrane
Molecular function (GO): protein binding
Source: RefSeq, a predicted model, not a curated record